AUGGGCCGCCCUAAGAACGAUGCGUCAUCGUCACACUCCCUCCAUUCCAUUGACGACGCGCCUCCUCCUUACACCGACGAUCCCGACCUCUUCGAGCCUUCCUUCGAGCCUCCCACGGGCGUCCAACCCCUCCGAUUGAUCGACUCAGCAUACGUUCUCCCCGGAUCCAAAGACAUUAGACCAGAUGAUAAAGUCGCUCUCACACUCGCACCGGAGUUAUCAACAGAUAGCGACCUGCUCUUCGAUGCGAUCAGCACUCAAAUAAAACUCCCACCGCGCCCCCUCUUCUACGUCAAAGGCACGCACUCGGAGUCUAGCACAAAUAAGAAGGACAAGAAUAGCAGCAAUGUCACAGAUUUCGACUUCCGACUCGAUCUGGCAGAGACCCUGUUGACCGGAUGGGAAGAUGGACGCGCGGAAUUCAACUGGAUGAGAGUGGAGGUUAUCAAUGACGAGGACCAGAAGUCUGCGUUCCGAGGUGGCAUCCUUCGGUCGCGCACAUUUAAAGCCCCCAAGACCGGCCCAGUCCAUCUGUCAGAAGACAGCGAUGCAUUGCUGGGUCAAGAGCGCGCAGGCGAUCAGCAAGACCGAUCGAUCGCGGCCAAGAGCCUCAAGCUAUGGUGCAAGCGGUUCUGCGAAGACCCAGCACCUGUGAAAUCAUUCACCCUUCACCGCGAACUAGCAGGCUUUGACGCGAACGCCUUGCGCAACGUUUUCUCCUCCCACAUCUGCGAGCUCAACUACCGCGGCACAGUCAACUACAACCUCACAAUCGCACACCGCUCCGUGACAAUCUACUCGCCACACUGGAUCAACCGAUUACGCGCGAACCGCUUCGUGUGGUGGGCAGUCGUCAUUCUGCAGCUGUGGAUCAUCACAUGGCCCAUAAUUUUCUUCAUGGAGAAGCGUUACGAGAUCGCCAACACGCGCUGGUUCUCGUCGCUGAUCCCCGAGUCUGAUUCUGCUGUGGACCGGUGCUACGCACGCGGCCGCAAUGAGUCCGCACUGGCUGAAUACUGGGCCCCGGCUGUUAAACAGGCUGCGUGGACUCGCAGGCAGGGCGGCGGCGAUGUCCUCACGCGAAUGGACGCGGAUCGUCUGCAGGGUUACACUACUCAGCAGGUGGUCGGUGCCCAGGCUCAAGAUUCCGAGCAUGAGCGUGAACGCCGUGAGCGUGUCAACAGUGGCCAGGCUGGGUUUGUUGAUAAUCUUGUUGGGCUGGCCAGAGGCAUUGGAGAGGUCAGACAGGAUUGGAGAAUGUCUAUGGGAUGGGGCGCUAAUACUUGA
Messenger RNA from Penicillium brevicompactum, 1287 nucleotides. RefSeq lists its product as uncharacterized. The record is from RefSeq and is a predicted model, not a curated record. The coding region runs from base 1 to 1287 and encodes 428 amino acids. Lineage: Eukaryota; Fungi; Ascomycota; Eurotiomycetes; Eurotiales; Aspergillaceae. The transcript is spliced from 2 exons.